AUGUUUUAUGUUAUAAGUGUAUUUCUUGUUCCCGUAUCGAUUGCAGGUGUGUACAAGUAUGUCACUGGAGAAGAAGACAACAAUUCACAUCAGGAGGGACCAUUCAUGAAAGCUAAUGCAAGGGAAGCAGAGCAAGGUAAUUUUUCAGAUAUCCUCGAGAUCCUAGGCUUAGACAAAUAUUAUCCAUCUAAGAUUUCCCUUUUGGAUGCCAUGGUCAUUAAAAAGUUUAAUGGGCACCCUAAGCUUGUUGAUCUUCCAUGGUUGGUUAUACAUAAACUCCUUAUGACUGAUUUUCAUGCAAGAGACCAGCUUUUAUCAGAUGUGAGCAAAUCAUCAAGAGAAGAGAGACCUGAUAAUUCGGAUAUCAGUGAAGUCGAGGCAUUUCUUGCAGUGCAAAGCACAGGUGUUCGUGAAGACAAUGCAACACAUCUUAACCCUUUGGACGUUCUGGUGGCAAUAUUUACAUGUUGUGACAGUUUCCUGAAACAAACACUUGCUCACCAAAUGUUUAUUUGUAAACUUGCAAUCCCUUUUCUGUACCCUGUUGGACCAGAAGGCAAUAUUUGGAUGUCAGUAUGGGCACUCAGAACGAUAAUUCUACAGCGCCAUACCAAACUCGAGGAAGCUGUGGAGACGACAGUGACGGGAAAUUCUUUCCCUUUGGUGACUUUCCUUAGAUUGGGUAGGCCACCACUGUCCAAAUCCAAGCUGGUAAACGAUAUUCUUAGAGAUGACAGCCAUGACACAUUCUUCCACAAAGAUUGCAUCAAUGGUACCAUACCCAGAAGGAUGACGGAUGGUCUUGUGGAAUGUUCCUGGUUCAUUAAAGUCGGUGCAAAGAAUGAUCACCUACCAGGCACAACAAUGAUCCUAAAUUUGAGAGGCGAUGCUUCAUUAAUGAAAAAACAGAUGCAGAUUUUGCGGGAAAUAUCAUCCGUGAUAUUUGUUACAGCCAGUGCUAAAGACCUGACAAUAGCUCAAAACACCAUGACAUUUCAACGGAUUUUGAAAAGUAGUGCGAAAGUCAUCCUUCUUUUGAUCAGUGGAAAAAACAAACAGAUUACACAGGAUCUACAAGCCUGUCAUGAAAUAGUUCCGAAAGGGGUCCCUAUAAUUUUAUCCAGCACCCUCCAAGGUACUUUGAAAAAUGCCAGUGACCUCAAGACUGAAGCUCGAGAAAAGCUGUCGGAGGCUAUCGCUGGAUGUAAUGCAAGUUUAAUGGUAGAAGAGUGUGCUCUACGUGCAAAGAAAAUGGGGAUCAUCAUAGAUGAGCAUGAUGAUGAGGCAUGUCUUAAAGGUAAGGCCUUGGCAGAAGAGGUUGUCAGCCACAUGGAAGGUAAACAUAUCUUUGAUUGUAAAUCUCUCCUACUUCCGGUGCAAUGUGCUGAAUGGACUGAAUACUGCGAAGUGCUAAAGAAUCAGCACAGAAUUAGAGGACAGGUCACACAGUCGACAUCAGCAUAUCACUACGAAGAAGUAAAACGGACAUUGGGCCUUCUCCGUGAACAGCAGGUAGAAAUAUACCAAAGUAGAUUAACACCUUUCAUCAAAACCUUCAUGUCAAAUCUGCGAAAUAAUCCAGAUGUUGCAAUGUAUUUCCUGAGUUGGAUAGAUCUGUUGUUGAAUGAAGUAUCGAGAACCAACUUACCAGGACUACGCAGACAGUACCACACAGCUUUGAAAGAAUUUAGGGGUGCCAAGAAGAAACAGGAGAGGGCAAACUUGCCGCAAUUGAAAGCACAAGUGGAUGAUGCCGAGGGUCAUCUUGCAAGAGCAUCAUUUGGACUAGAAAAUCUUUUCAGAGAAAUUGGUCAAAUUUACGAAGCGGUGAAGGGGAGCAGGAAAGUAGGACAAGACACAAAGGCAGAUGUAGAAAUUCUACCAGAAAUAGCUGCCAAAUUGCUGUUGAAGGGCAGACCCUUGGAAUUGGUUGAUGGAGACACAUCGACUGUCCCUAUAACAUGGGUUACCGCAGUGCUAAGUAAACUUGGAAACAUUAUCGGGGAAAAAAGACUCUUUGUUCUCUCGGUCUUGGGCAUCCAGAGCUCUGGGAAAUCUACACUUCUGAACACUAUGUUUGGAUUGCAGUUCGCAGUAAGUGCAGGUAGAUGCACGAGGGGAGCAUACAUGCAAAUCAUCCCUGUAGAGGGGAACGCUGAUCUGCCUUUUGAUUAUGUUGUUGUUAUAGAUACAGAGGGGCUUCGGGCACCAGAACUACAACAACUUAUGUACGAGCAUGAUAAUGAGCUGGUAACUUUCGUAAUUGGUCUGGGAGAUGUGACCAUGAUUAAUAUCAAAGGAGAAAACACAGCCGAAAUUAAAUACAUUCUUCAAAUUGCAAUGCAUGCGUUCUUAAGGAUGAAUCUUGUCAGUAAACGAGUACAAGAUCACAGAACUUGCAUAUUUGUUCAUCAGAAUGUCCCAUCACCUAAUGCAGAAGAACUUAUGAUACAUGGACAUCAUAAAUUAGAGGAGAGUUUGAAUGAAAUGACCAAGGAAGCAGCCCUCAGUGAGAACAUAGCAAAUAUUCAUAGCUUCUCACAGAUGAUCAAUUUUGGCGUCAAAACUCAUGUCUGGUACUUCCCUGAUCUGUGGCAUGGCAAUCCACCAAUGGCCCCUGCAAAUCCUGGUUACAGUGAAAAGGUAGAUGCGCUCAGGUUAAACCUUUUCGAGGAGAUUGCAAAGAGGCAGACAACAUUUCUGACUUCUUCAGAUCUGUCGAUUCGCCUUGCAGAUCUAUGGAAUGGCGUGCUUGCUGAUGAUUUCGUCUUUAGCUUUUGCAACAGUCUUGAGGUGAAAGCCUACAACAGUUUGCAAUCCAAAUACUACACUUUGGAAUGGGAUUUGCAAAACUCAAUGAAAUCAUGGCUACACUUUGCAGGGUUAAAGUUAGAGAUAUGUGAAUCUAUCGAUGACCUAGAAAGCUCCUUCCUGUCGCUCACGGUCGAACUCUCUAAAGUUCUGACCAAAAAAGCUGAAAAAACCAAAUAUUAUUUGAAGGAAUACUUUAAUAUUUGCAACUUGCGGGACAUAACUAUCCAAUGGCAGCAGUUCAAGCUGAACCAACUGAACUUUGCAGUUGAGCAACAACAAAAUGAGGGCGAGGUGGAUCUGCGUUCAAUCAAAGAAGCACGCCGAGUGGAGAUAAUGCAUACUCAGAAGUGGUCAAAGCAUGAGGCGUAUAUCAUGAACAGAGCAGUGAAACUGGCAGAAGAAAUGAAAGGUAAAGAAGUGACUGAUCCCGAACAGGAAAAAAAGUUUGAUACCAUGUGGUUGUCAAUGGUAAACGAACUUGCCCCAAAUACCGAGGACAAGGAGCUGCAAAUGGAUUUAGUGAUGGAGGGGAUUCUUUUCCAAAGAUUUCAUGCACAUGGAGCUUUACUUAGAGAAGAGCUGAAGCGCCAUUCUUUGAAUAUUCCACUUGAGCAGACAUCUUUAGAAAGCAGUAUCACUCUAGAUGAUGUUAGACAGGAACAUGUCACUUUGAAAACAUCCUUGUUGAAAAAUAUCGAAAACCUGGCUGAUGAAAGGAACCGAGAACUAGAGGCUGCAAGACAGAUGACAUUGGUGAUGACAAGAAGUAUCCUGGAGGAGAUUGAUAUUUAUUUAAAAAACAUUUCUAAUCAGGACAUGAAAUUCCGGAAAACGCAUGCCGCAUAUGUCGUAAAAAUACUCGUGGAGAAAAUUGAAACUUUCAAUCAGAAUGCAUAUGUUUCCAAUGACUACAAUUUCACGAUUAUUCCUGGAUAUGCCGUUAAAUUAGCAGUUCAUGUAAGUCGUCACUGUGUCCAGGUUUUCAGCUCGAUGCAAUUAAAGUAUAACAACAAACAUGGUGUGAAGGCCAAGCUACAAGUCUACAAGAAUACCGCCCGGAGUCUUUUCAAGAACAAAGUCAAGCAGAGCAAUGAAGAGGUCCUUGCAGGCGACCUCUUAUGCACACAUUUGAAGGGAGUUGUUCAAAAGGCAGUAAAGAAGGCAAUUCCAAGAAAAUGCAUUGAUGAAGUUCUCAGAGACUUUCAGAUGACCAAAUACUACCUGCUCGUAAAAAUGUUGGAAGACCUAGCUGAUAACGAAAGUUUCAGGGAAUAUAAAGCUUACUUCAAUGACGGCAAAUGGUUUGCUUUGACAUGGAUUACUAGGUACACAAAUAAGAAGAUGUUUUCGAGACAAGGUGUUAAUGGCAUGUCCAGGUAUGCGGAAAUAGCCAACAGUCAUAUUGCAAGGAUCAUACGAUGUAUUACCCAAAGUGUUGAGAAUGCUACUGCUGAUGUCGAGGGACAAAGAGACAGGAGGAUGGAACGGUGGAUUGAAAAGUUCUGUCAGAGUGCAUCGGAGGAGAUAGUAGUGCCAGUCAGUACCCUGACAUUUGUUAGUGAUCGAUUAGUGGUGAAUUUCGACAAUCUGACAAGGAUUGUCCUAAACCAGCUGGGUCAAAUCCAAGUUAGUCUUCAAGAUACCUUUGCCAUUGAAACCGAAAACUCUGUUGACUGGGAUGGGAAACCUCCAUCACUGCUAAUUAUUGACAAGAUCUGGGGAUGUCCUGAACAAUGCCCAUUCUGUCACUCGCCUUGUGUAGACAACACACCUAGACAUUUUUCAUUAUAUGGGAGGAGGCACACAUGUGUUCAGCACAGACCAAGGGGACUUCUUGGAGUACGUAUUUUUGCUGGGGUGAAAACCGGCAAAAACCAGCUGCUUAAUCAGACCUGUAACUAUAUCAUACAGGGGAAGGACAUGGAGUUCGGCUGUGACGCUUGUGACUUCAAGUGUCGAGAUUCCGGCAAGUGUUCAGCUACUGGCAUGAAUAUCGUCUACCACAAAUAUCCAGAAUACAAGACUUACCUUCCGGAAUGGGACAUAGCUCCUGAUUCCACCAACAGUAUGUCCAAAUAUUGGAUGUGGGUUAUGGCAAACUACAAAUUGUACAGUGAUUCAUUCGCUGACGUACCUCCUUCGUGGAGGUCAAUAACAAAGAAGGAAGCCCUAGCUGACCUAAAAACAAUCCAUCAUUAG
This is a messenger RNA of Lytechinus pictus (painted urchin), 5013 nucleotides long. Its product is annotated as interferon-induced very large GTPase 1-like. NCBI's taxonomy places the organism in Eukaryota, Metazoa, Echinodermata, Echinoidea, Temnopleuroida, Toxopneustidae. The coding region runs from base 1 to 5013 and encodes 1670 amino acids. The transcript has a single exon. Gene Ontology annotation, molecular function: GTP binding. The record is from RefSeq and is a predicted model, not a curated record.